AUGGUGGAAGACAAACAGCAACCUGAUCCAAUGACGGUGGACUCUGUCACAAAAGAGACUCCUCCGACGGCAGAGACUGACGAAAAAGUGGACAAAAUUACUGCUCUACAGGAUGCGAUAGAUGGUUUAUCUCUUGCCAUGUUUGAAGCCCUUCGAGGUCUUCGAGAUGCUGUGGCACCAGAAUCAGGGAACUUGGGCGGGGAUGGAAAUAACAAUCAGAACAAUGAAAACCCUGAACCAGAUUUGGAAGAAUUUUGGACUCUGUAUCGUAGCGGUGACCCAACUACAGUUGCAAUGGUACAGAAAGUGAGUCCCACUCCACCCAAGAAGCGGGAAGAGUAUGCGAGGAUUUUUUCAAAGAUUGAAAGCCUCAGGGAUGCUGCAUUGGUGAAACGGUUAGCGGACACUGUGUUGGAGAAGAGUGCAGAUAUCGAUGAGCGUGUCGAUCGGUUGCCAGGUAUGGAUAGAACGAAAGCAGAACAGAUGGAUUAUAUAGAAGAAUUGAUCAAGAAGAAUCAAGAUGUUACGACGAAGUUGGAGGAAACAUUUGAUCAAGCAAAGAAAAGACGGGGGCACGUGCGAACAUACAUCAGAGACAAUACAUGUUCUGCUCUCGGCAUUGACGAAGAGGUGGAUUAA
Molecule: messenger RNA, 639 nt
Organism: Cylindrotheca closterium
Lineage: Eukaryota; Bacillariophyta; Bacillariophyceae; Bacillariales; Bacillariaceae
Source: the annotation of a GenBank genome assembly